ACUAUUGUGUUUAUGGCUGUUGUGCUAUUUUUUUGACAUUGUGGGUCUCUUGUGCAGAUCACGUGUGUUGAUUUUGGGUUUAAUGACGUUUGUGUCAUUAUGUGCAUAAUUAAACGGUUUUAUUUUGCACAUGCAUAUUUAAAAUGAAAUUGUAUGACCAAGCACGGAUCUGUAACAGUAAGGAGUAGCUUAGCUUUUAACAUCUCGGCGCCAGAAUAAGGGGAAAUGACACAUCUGGAACACUUUGAACAUCAGUUGUACAGAUUUAAAGCGGCCAAAGUGGAAAUACACGAACUGAGAUGCAUUUUUCUAAGACAUAGGUUAUGUGAAGAUGGAUACACUGAAUGUUCCAGUAAUUGAUGUCCACAUUAACAACUUUAAGGAGAUUUGGCCAUCUAUGCUGUUGGCAAUAAAGACAUCAACAUUUGUAGCAGUUGAUACGGAGUUGAGUGGCCUUGGAACAAGAAAAGACUUGCUGGCACCGUGCAUUGAAGAUCGGUACAAGGCCAUAUGCCAAGCUGCCAGAACAAGAUCUAUACUUUCUCUAGGAAUUGCUUGCUUUAGACAGCGUCCUGAAAAGAUGGAGAACACCUACUUGUCGCAAGUGUAUAACCUUACACUGCUUUGUAUGGAGGAAUACAUCAUCGAACCACAGUCUGUGCAGUUUCUGGUUCAGCAUGGCUUUGACUUUAACAAGCAGUACUCUGAGGGGAUUCCAUACCAUAAAGGCAAUGAUAAGGGCAAUGAGAGUCAGAACCAGACUGUGCGAACAUUGUUCUUGGAGAUUAUUCGAGCCAAGAAACCCCUCAUCCUACACAAUGGACUGAUUGAUGUGGCUUUCUUGUAUCAGUGUUUCUAUGCUCACCUUCCUGACCGGCUGUCCACCUUCACCACAGACCUUUCAGAAAUGUUCCCAACUGGAAUCUAUGACACGAAAUAUGCUGCAGAAGUUGAAGUUCGGUUUAUUGCCUCCUAUCUGGAAUAUGCUUAUAAAAAAUGCAAGAGAGAGAACUAUAAGCUGAAAGAGGCCAAUGCUAAACACCUGACUAUUGAGUUCUGUAAUUAUCCUGCAAGUAUGUCCAGCUUCAUUGACUAUCGAUACUGCUCUUUGCCUGAUGUAGAUGGACAGGUAGCAAAGUCAGAAGAUGUACCAAUCUGUGAAAGGUUUUCGGCAUAUGGCUGGUGCCCUGAUGGCGUGAAGUGUAGCAUGUCCCAUAACAUAGAUCUCAUCAUUGAUGAGGAUGAGCGACAUCAUGAUGACCGGAAAAAGAGGAAAAGGCAUAAACGUAAGAGAAAGGCAAAUAGAGGGCAACUCGGCAAUGAUAGCACUUCAGGCCUUGUAAACUCUGAAGAGCAAGAGUCUGUGCCCCCAUGUAAGCAACCUUUUGUGGACAAGCCCUGUAAGGAUGAGAUGCAAACUGAUACACAACCAACAGAUGAGGACAUAGACAGUGCUCAUGAAGAAAACCCAGAUAAAAGUGUACAGAUAGUGAAAGGUGACCCAGAGCAAUUGUGUGAACCUCUAGAACAUGAAACCCAGGUUGAUGACAGAGAACAAGAGUUACAACCAGAAAUCCAAGAAUAUGUGGAUAUUCCUCCACCAUCAAGAGAUGUACUGUGUGUGGAAGAAGACCAGGGGAAACAAAAAGCUGAAGAAAAAAAGACUAUGGAAAAAGUGAGCAAAUCAGAAGGAGUAGGUACUCAUCGUGCUGGCUUUGAUGCCUUUAUGACUGGCUACAUUUUGGCCUAUAUUUUAAUGGUAAAGAAUCAAGGUAACAGUGGGCUUGAGACAGGCUUGAUUUUGCCGGACUGUCACAACAAACUCUAUCUGAGUGGCAAAUCAUUGCCACUUCAGAUUGUCAAAAGUGCUUUUUCCAAAUCCUCAAAGGCCCACAGUCAGAAGAUGGUGCUAGCUUGGGGCAAAAACUGACCCAGAACAUUUUUUCCAGCCUUUUUACUUUUUUUUUACUUCAAGGGAAAAUGCUUCUUUGGCUGUCUCUCUUAUCAAGAAACCUGUUUUAUUAUUUUUUUUAAACGAUACAUGUCAUUCUCUGGGAUGAAAUGUACAUUUGGGAUGCAAUUAAGGUAUUUGCCAUGUUUUCAUGGAUAUAUAGCUUCUCUCACUGUUUUUACAAGUCUGUUUUUCUAGUGUGUGUAGCUUUCUUUUCUUGUUUACUACUAUGUUAGCUCUGCCACUUGCCUUCAUCUGUCAUUACAGUUUUAUGAUAUUGCAGUCUGUCCGUGUGGAACAUAAACUAUCACCAGGAAGAGCAGAAGGUUGAGAAGAUUUAGAGAUGAAGGAUUGUAUUGUUUUGAUGCCUUUUCAUUAGUGGAGAUAUUUUGAAAACUAAUUGGUGAAAAAAUACGCAGUAGAGCAAAUAGAAUUGAACUGAGUAUUUUCAUCAGUUUCUAUAACGCCUUAUAUUUGUUUUUCCCCAGCUAAACUUGUUAGACCUGUUGAAAACUGUAUUUGCCCAGUGUGCAAAAGAUAAGUGAAUGAUCAUGUAUCCUAUGAUUGAACAUGUUAAAUGUAUUGUGUAAUAACCUACCCUUGUUUCAUAACAAAGAAAUUAAUUUUGUAUUAAAAAGUGCUCCUUUUUGUAACACCAUUUCUCUUAUGGGAGAUGUACAUUUUACAUAUGUGGUUUAGCUGAACAGUAAGGUGAAGGUGCAUGCCAUAGUGAAAGGCAUCAGUCUUGGACAGGUAUAGAGUUUGAGAAACCAAGAGCAUUUUUUGAUCUUCCAGAGGUAAUAUUAUUAUGCAGUAACCUCACAGCACUAGAGGGCAUUAUUGCUGUUGUACCUCAUUUGUUUAAUAAUGUGUGGUCAGUCUAACUAGGGACAGUGUUGUACAGUAUCAGCAGGGUAGACAUCUAGAAUUUACAUAAACUCUGUAGAAUUGCAUGUUUCAUAUUUCCAAGCUCUGCCUGAUUAUCCACAAGUAGUGCCCUGAGCGAGACUGAUGUCAGGUAAGAUUGAAAGUUCUACAGAGAAGCACAUCAGCAAUUUUUAAAAAUAAAACCAUGUUUAAGAUGA
This is a messenger RNA of Protopterus annectens (West African lungfish), 3036 nucleotides long. RefSeq names its product target of EGR1, exonuclease (gene TOE1). Gene Ontology annotation, biological process: snRNA 3'-end processing. NCBI's taxonomy places the organism in Eukaryota, Metazoa, Chordata, Ceratodontiformes, Protopteridae. The record is from RefSeq and is a predicted model, not a curated record. Gene Ontology annotation, molecular function: 3'-5'-RNA exonuclease activity; snRNA binding; metal ion binding. Bases 332 to 1930 code for a protein of 532 amino acids. Gene Ontology annotation, cellular component: Cajal body; cytoplasm. The transcript has 8 exons.